AUGCGAAGAACAUUAAUGCUUCUGCGGCACAGAGUUAACUCCCCUUAUGAGAUUGCGGCGUUCAUUUCUUUUUCUUUUUUAUUUUCUUUACCAGAUUUUCUUUGUCUUUAUUUUUCUUUCUCUCUUUCUUUCUUUCUCUUUCUCUCUCACCUAUUUAAACAUAGUUCAAAGCUUCUUCGUUCCUUUCUUUCCUUCCUCUUUUUAUUAUAUCUAAUAAACAAUUCUUCAUUUUCUUUUUUUCUUUCAUUCUUUCUUUCUUUCUUUCUUUCUUUUUUACACUCAUUCAUUCAUAGCCAUUUAUUCGUUCAUUCUUUCAUCAUUCUUCUACUCUUCCUUCCUCUUUAUCUUCCCUCUCUCUCUCUCACUCUCUCUCUUAUUUCCUUACUUUCUUCCUUCUUCUUCAUCCCUCCUCUUUAUGCUCCCACUACAUCCUUGCUGUAUAUAUUUUCUCUCUUAAUCCAUUUCUUUCUUCCACGUCAUCCUUUCUCUUCAUCCUUCUUCUUCAUCCUUUCUCUCUUUUUUCUUCUUCCUUCCUCAUCUCUUCCUUCCUCCUUCUUUAUCCUUCACCCUUUUCUCUCUUUCUUCCUUUCUUCUUCCUUCCUCUUCAUACUUCUAUUCCUCAUCCAUCCUUCUUCGAGAUUUCAUAAUUUUAUUCAAACAUCUCUCUCUCUCUCUCUCUCUCUCUCUCUCUCUCUCUCUCUCUCUUCGUUCUCUUUUCUCUCUCUCUAUCUCUCUCUCUAG
Molecule: messenger RNA, 741 nt
Organism: Acanthosepion pharaonis
Lineage: Eukaryota; Metazoa; Mollusca; Cephalopoda; Sepiida; Sepiidae
Source: the annotation of a GenBank genome assembly